UAUUAUUAUUAUAGUGCCUAGUUCUCCCAUUUGCUUUUAUCAAUGUUGCCGUUCUCAGUAGAAUCAUUCAAUGGGCCCUCAUCCACACACGAAAGCCGGCAAAAAUACACGAGCGUUAAAGUACAUAUGUAUGUGUGUGUAUGUCAUAUGGAUGUGUGUGUGUAUAUGUGUGGCUUGCUUGUGCCGCUCUCUCUUUGCGCAUGCAGUGCGCAUAUCCGAUUGGAUUUGGUUUUAGUUGCCAUCGUGUGUGCAAGGCAUGCGGACGCGUUGUAAUUGUUGUGAUUUGUUGUCGAUAAGUUGAAAAUUAUAUCGGCAAGAUGAGUUCCCUCAUCUUUCUGGUAACCAUUCUCAUUGUAUUUCUAAUAUAUUCGCUGUUCAAAUCAAUUCGACGUCCCAGCAAUUUUCCGCCAGGUCCUGGAUUUAUUCCUUGGCUAGGCAAUACUCUGCAGUUCCGUAGAGAAGCACGCGACGCUGGCGGUCAGCAUCUGCUCUUCAAGCAGUGGGCGAAGAAAUAUGACAGCCAGCUACUGGGCCUGAAGCUGGGCCAGGAGUAUGUAGUGGUGGCGCUGGGCCAUGAGCUGGUGCGCGAGGUGCAACUGCAGGAGGUGUUCGAGGGCAGGCCGGACAACUUCUUUCUGCGCCUGCGCACCAUGGGCACACGCAAGGGCAUCACGUGCACGGAUGGCCAGCUAUGGUAUGAACAUCGCAAUUUUGCGAUGAAACAAAUGCGCCACGUGGGCUACGGACGCAGCCAGAUGGAGCAGCAAAUCGAGCAUGAGGCGGAGCAGCUGAUGCAACAACUCACAAAAACGGAUGCGGCGGCCGUUGAACCCGUUAACUGGCUGGCCCAAAGUGUGCUCAAUGUGCUCUGGUGUUUGAUUGCCGGUGAGAGAAUCACCAGCACUGAGGAUGGCACACUGCGUCGCCUCCUCGAGCUGAUGAAUCGUCGCUCGAAGUUGUUUGACAUAUGCGGCGGAAUACUGGCACAAUUUCCCUGGCUGCGUCAUGUGGCGCCCAAUUGGACGGGCUACAACCUAAUACGACAACUGAAUGCCGAGAUGCACAGCUUCUUCAUGGAGACAAUUGCGGAGCAUCGGCGUCGUCUUGAUGAGUGCGAGGCGCGCGGUGUUGAGCAGCACGAGAGUGAUGAUCUGAUCUUUGCCUAUCUGCUGGAGAUGCGCAGUCGGGGCAAGGAUACCGACAGCUUCAACGAGACGCAGCUGGUGAUGACAAUACUCGACUUUUUCAUAGCGGGCUCACAAACGACCAGUAACACAAUCAAUCUGGCGCUCAUGAUGCUAGCCAUGCGGCAGGAUGUGCAAGAGCAGGUACAUGCCGAAGUGGCCGCCAAUAUGCAUAGUAGCAGCAACAGCAGCAUGGAUACGGUUGCAUUUCCACAUCUCAGUCGGCGCGAAUACUUCCACUAUAUGGACGCGUUCAUUAUGGAGGUGCAGCGUUUCUUUCACAUCACACCCAUAACGGGGCCGCGUCGUGCUCUGUGGCCGACCAAGCUGGGUGGCUACGAUAUACCGAAGAAUUCCACAAUACUCAUUAGCCUGCACUCGGUGCACAUGGAUAAGCAGCAUUGGACAGAGCCGCACGAGUUUCGGCCAGAGCGUUUUAUCGAUGCGUCCGGCAAAUGCUCCAAGGACGAUUAUCUUAUGCCCUUCGGAUUGGGGCGCCGUCGAUGCUUGGGCGAUGCAUUGGCUCGCGCAUGUAUUUUCUCGUUUCUCGUGAGGAUUGUCCAGCACUUUCGCGUGGUACUGCCCGAGGGUGAAACACCAUCAUUGAUCCUUCAACCGGGCAUCACACUGACGCCCAAGCCAUACAAAGUGCGUUUCGUAAAGCGCAAGUGAAUUUAGUUGAAAAAUGCUGUGGGCAACAAGUUAUUUACACUGGUCUUUACACACAUUCAAUUACAAUUUUCAAUCCACAAUUCAAUUUGAUAUAAUAAAAGAAAUUUCAAAACGAUUUUGCUAUAAUUUCUAUUGCAAUUUCUUUGUAAUACAGUUUGCUUAAAAUUUGAAAAAGAGUUUAUGGAAACAGUCCUGUUUAUAUUGAUAAUAUCGAUAGCAUCGAUGACAGUCAGAUGGUCGACCAACACAAUUUAUCGACUGCAUAUAUAUGUAAUUCUAUAGUUAUUGCCACCCGGUAAGCAAAGCAGGUGGGAUAUGGAAUGGUGAAUCCCCAACAUCUUUUUACUUGACCAAAAUAAUGAUAUUAAAUUUACAAGAAAUAUAUAUUUAAGUCGUAUAAUACAUCUAUAAAAUUUAUAAUUAUAUUAUAUUAAUAAAAUGCAAUUGAUUAACUCUCC
Messenger RNA from Drosophila grimshawi, 2314 nucleotides. RefSeq names its product probable cytochrome P450 305a1 (gene Cyp305a1). Gene Ontology annotation, biological process: xenobiotic metabolic process. The transcript is spliced from 2 exons. Bases 318 to 1856 code for a protein of 512 amino acids. The record is from RefSeq and is a predicted model, not a curated record. Gene Ontology annotation, cellular component: intracellular membrane-bounded organelle; cytoplasm. Lineage: Eukaryota; Metazoa; Arthropoda; Insecta; Diptera; Drosophilidae. Gene Ontology annotation, molecular function: oxidoreductase activity, acting on paired donors, with incorporation or reduction of molecular oxygen, reduced flavin or flavoprotein as one donor, and incorporation of one atom of oxygen; iron ion binding; heme binding.